ACAAACCCACAACUUUUUACAAUAAAAAAACACAUUUCAUACAAUCUCUUUACAAGAAUGGCUUCGAUCACUUUCUUGAUCCUAGCAAUUAUUCUGAGUUCCAGAACUUCAGGAGCCACUUCUCGUGGGGGGCUCUUUGAAGCUUCUGCUGCCAAGGAUAAACAUGAGCAAUGGAUGUCUCGUUUCCAUCGUGUUUACUCCGAUGAAUCUGAAAAAACAAAUAGGUUUGAGAUCUUUAAGAAGAACUUGGAGUUCGUCAAGAACUUCAACAUGAAUACAAACAUAACGUACAAGUUGGAUGUCAACCAGUUCUCUGAUCUCACCGACGAGGAGUUUCGGGCGAGGUACAUGGGGCUAGUGGUACCCGAAGGUAUGACCAGUAUAAAUUCGGACAAAACGAUGUCGUAUAGAUAUGAAGAUGUCAGUGAAACCGGUGAAAGCAUGGAUUGGAGAGAGGAGGGGGCUGUUACAUCCAUUAAGCACCAAGGCGGAUGUGGAAGUUGUUGGGCUUUCUCGGCCGUGGCGGCUGUGGAAGGCAUAACGAAGAUUGCUAAAGGCGAGCUCAUAUCUCUUUCAGAGCAGCAACUUGUGGAUUGCAGCACAGACUACAACAGAGGAUGCGGCGGAGGGAUAAUGUCGAAAGCUUUCGAGUACAUAAUCAACAACCAAGGAAUCACCACAGAAGAUAACUAUCCCUACCAGGGAGCACAACAGACAUGUGGUUCAAACUCCCAGUCAUCUGCUGCUACAAUCAGCGGAUACGAAACCGUUCCAAGUAAUGACGAGGAAGCAUUGCUAAAAGCGGUGUCUCAACAGCCUGUUUCCACGGUGAUAGAUGGGUCAGGGGCUGCGUUUAAGUACUAUUCAGGUGGGGUGUUUGAAGGUGAAUGCGGGACGGAGAUGAGUCAUGCGGUUGCGAUUGUUGGUUACGGGAUAAGUGAAGAAGGGACUAAAUACUGGUUGCUGAAGAACUCAUGGGGAGAAUCCUGGGGAGAGAAUGGUUACAUGAGAAUCAAGAGAGACGUUGAUGCACCCGAAGGAAUGUGUGGCUUGGCCAGACUAGCUUUCUAUCCACUUGCAUGAGUUGCGUUACUCAGACGUAACCAAGACAUGCACCCUUAUCCAAUAAUUUUAUGAAACUAUAUUCUAUGUUUUCGUUGCAGUCAUAUGUAUCUAUAUUAUUAAAGUUGAAGUACACAAUUGGAUUGUUUGGAAACAUGGAUAGUAGAGAUGUGUAUUUUCUUUUAUUUACAUAUUUGGCCAUUGUAUUUUCAAUAAAUUAAUA
Raphanus sativus (radish) is the source of this 1285-nucleotide messenger RNA. RefSeq names its product zingipain-2. Gene Ontology annotation, cellular component: lysosome. The record is from RefSeq and is a predicted model, not a curated record. Gene Ontology annotation, molecular function: cysteine-type endopeptidase activity. The transcript has 2 exons. Lineage: Eukaryota; Viridiplantae; Streptophyta; Magnoliopsida; Brassicales; Brassicaceae. Bases 58 to 1083 code for a protein of 341 amino acids.